UUUCAGGUUGCCUAUUAGAUGUCCGUCUGAUUGCAAAAAAACAUCAAAAACUGGGUAUAAAAGAAAGUCAAAUUGACCUUCAAUAUUACUGAACAAUUAGAUCAUAACGAUGAGGUUCUUUGUGGUCAUUUUGGUUGCAAUAGUUGUUUUGUUUGAUAUUGCUCAAGCUCAAUGGGGCUUCGGUGGCAUGCCAAUGGGAGGAAUGGGCAUGGGCGGUAUGGGAAUGAUGGGUGGCCCAUAUGGUGGAAUGGGAGGUGGUCCAUAUGGUGGAAUGGGUGGAGGUGGAUGGGGACGACGACGAAUGAUGGGAGGAAUGAUGAAUCCAUAUAUGGGAAUGAUGUAUGGAUGAUAAUUGAGAAGACCGAUAUUUUUAAUUUUGGCGUGAUCUCUUUUUUUCUCAAAUUUUAAUGACAAAUAUAUGCUCCAAAUUUCCUCGAAUAAAUGUUAUUUUUAAAU
Molecule: messenger RNA, 456 nt
Organism: Caenorhabditis elegans
Lineage: Eukaryota; Metazoa; Nematoda; Chromadorea; Rhabditida; Rhabditidae
Gene: nssp-46
Product: CaeNaCin (Caenorhabditis bacteriocin)
Exons: 2
Coding region: 110-349 (79 amino acids)
Source: RefSeq, marked reviewed